AUGUUGUGCCUCCGCUGCGAAGAAGAAGUGGGUUGCGAUUCCAUCUUUGUGACCACCACCAGCCUGCGUCACGCCUCCACUGGGACAAGGAAGCGGAUCAGGUUUUCCAUCUCUGCAAUUGCGUGCCACCACCUCCGUCCAACGAUGGUGUCGGUGCUUGCGACGACAACCUUCUUCCUCACCCUCAUCUCUCUAUUCGGUUGGGCUUCUGAUAGUUUAUUGGCUCGUUAG
This is a messenger RNA of Sphenostylis stenocarpa, 231 nucleotides long. The record is from the annotation of a GenBank genome assembly. Lineage: Eukaryota; Viridiplantae; Streptophyta; Magnoliopsida; Fabales; Fabaceae.